Molecule: messenger RNA, 2409 nt
Organism: Pochonia chlamydosporia 170
Lineage: Eukaryota; Fungi; Ascomycota; Sordariomycetes; Hypocreales; Clavicipitaceae
Product: polyketide synthase
Exons: 1
Coding region: 1-2409 (802 amino acids)
Biological process (GO): secondary metabolite biosynthetic process; fatty acid biosynthetic process
Molecular function (GO): 3-oxoacyl-[acyl-carrier-protein] synthase activity; fatty acid synthase activity
Source: RefSeq, a predicted model, not a curated record
AUGGCAUUCAAAGAGCCAGCCUUUCGACAUGCCCUGGCAGCAACCGGCGUGGAUCCCGGCAUACUCAGCAACCGAAUUAGCCAUGUUUUCAACUUACGAGGACCAAGCGCUGUAAUAAACACCGCUUGUUCUUCGUCUCUUUAUGCGAUACACAACGCUUGCACUGCGCUGCGAAAUCAGGAAUGUUCUGCUGCGGUAGUAGGUGGCGUGAACCUUGUCCUUACCAUUGAUCAGCACAUGAAUACGGCGAAGCUAGGCGUGCUGUCAAAAACGUCAACUUCUCAUACUUUUGAUGCCUCUGCCGAUGGCUACGGUCGUGCUGAAGGCGUCGGUGCUGUCUAUUUGAAGCGUCUUCGGGGUGCUAUCCGCGAUGGUGACGCGAUCCGUGGUGUUCUCCGAUCCAGUGCGACCAACUACAACGGCAAGAUUGCCGGUGCUGGAAUUACAACACCUAACAUUGAAGGCCAAGAAGCUGUUGUUCGAAAUGCCUACCUUCGUGGGGGAAACUUGGAUGUUCGCUUGACCGGCCUUUUCGAGUGUCAUGGCACGGGCACAGUUCUCGGCGAUCCUCUUGAGGUGGAGGCUAUUUCCAAGGCUAUGAACAAAAACCGCAGAGAUGACGAUGAUCCUCUUAUUCUUGGGGCAGUUAAACCGAGUAUAGGCCACGGUGAGGCUGUCAGUGGCCUUUCAGCGUUGAUUAAGGCAGUGUUGGCCGUGGAGCGAGGCAUCAUUCCACCCACACGAGGAGUCAUGAACCCAACACCAGUGAUCAAAUGGGACGCUUGGCGGGUGUCCGUCUCACACGACCCUCAAUUUUUCCCAAGUAAACUACCAAUCAAGCGUGUCAGUGUCAACGCAUUUGGAUACGGUGGCACAAAUGCCCAUGUUAUUGUCGAGAGUGCCGACUCCAUCCUCACACUGCCCCAGACUUACAAGUAUCGCCACAUGAACAGGUCGGCCAAGUCGAUUCAAAUGCAGACCAAAGCAGAACGGUCUCGUCCAUAUCUCUUGGCUUUCUCUGCUCAUGAUAGUGCUACUCUUCGCCGUAAUAUUCAAGCUUUAGGAGGCGUCGUCCGAGACUAUGACUUGCUCGACGUGGCGUAUACGCUGGCAAAUCGCCGAACUCGAUUCAACAGCAGAGGAGUGGUUGUAGCGAGCUCUGAGACCGCCGAAAGUGAGUUUAGCCAAACACUCCAGACUUUCGACUUUCUCGAGAGCAAAUUCACAAGCAAGAAGCCCACGUUGGGGUUUGUCUUUACAGGGCAAGGCGCUCAGUGGGCUCGCAUGGGCGCAGAGCUUUUGGCAUACUACCCAAGCUUUGCGCACACUAUCCGUUUCCUUGAUACGACUCUGGGCCUUCUUCCCGAUGGUCCACUGUGGACGAUUGAAGAGCUUCUUCUCGAAAGCGCCGAGACAUCCCACGUUAACGAGGCUGAAUUCGCGCAGCCGUUAUGUACGGCUGUUCAAGUUGCCCUGGUAAAGCUACUGCAGGGAUGGAACGUACGCCCAAGAGUGUGUAUUGGCCACUCGUCAGGUGAAAUAGCAGCAGCUUUCACGUCUGGACUCAUAUCAUCUGCUGAUGCCAUUGUUGCUGCUUACUACCGAGGCAAGGUUAUGCGAGACGUGGGCGUCAAAGGAGCGAUGCUUGCUGUUGGUCUUGGUGCAGAAGAUGUUGCACCGUAUUUAAAGGAUUUGCAUGAACGAGCGACGAUUGCAUGUCACAACUCGCCGUCAAGCGUGACACUGAGCGGAGAUUCUGAAGCCAUUGAAGAAAUACGCCUGCAACUGGAUGCGGAACAGAGAUUCGCCAGAGUGCUGAAAACGAACGGCAAAGCAUAUCACUCUUCACACAUGGCGGCUGUUUCUACAAAAUAUGAAGAACUUAUGAAACAGGCUCGCGGAAAGUAUGAGACGUUUGAAUUCGACGUCCCUGGACAUGCCUUCAUGGUUUCUUCCGUGCACAACACGGUUCUACCAGCCAGCACGCGGCUCGACGAAAAGUACUGGAGUAAGAAUCUCCUGAGUCCUGUUCUCUUCAACCAAGCUAUGCAGACCGUGGCAACGUCAACUAAGUUUUCGGAUGUUGACUUGUUCAUUGAGAUUGGUCCGCACCCGGCUCUCUCUGGACCUAUACGACAAAUCAAGGCCGCAUGUCAGCUAGGGAAGUUGAAUUACCUGCCGUCGUUGGUUCGCAACAGAGACUCUGCUGCCUCUCUGUUGAAGCUCGCUGGAGAGUUGUUCCUUCGCAACCAUGAUAUCGACAUGCGUCGAGUUGCGGGCAUCGAAGAAAUGACAGGUAGUGGACAAGUCGUGCUCAAAACAGGCUGCUUCAUCACAGACCUGCCUACCUAUCAAUGGGACAAAACAAAGGAAUACUUAGCCGAGUCUCGCAUGAGCAAAGAACACUGA